This is a messenger RNA of Physcomitrium patens, 2107 nucleotides long. RefSeq lists its product as uncharacterized. Gene Ontology annotation, cellular component: U1 snRNP. NCBI's taxonomy places the organism in Eukaryota, Viridiplantae, Streptophyta, Bryopsida, Funariales, Funariaceae. Gene Ontology annotation, molecular function: mRNA binding. Gene Ontology annotation, biological process: mRNA splice site recognition. The record is from RefSeq and is a predicted model, not a curated record.
CUCACUUCCCCUAUUUCCAUUUCCAUGCCCUCACAGCAAAACCUAUUUCUGGCUCUGCUUCUUCUUCUGCAUCAUCCUCCUCGUCUUCAUCAUCUUCAUCCUCGUCUUUGUCGUCGUUGUCGUCGUUACCUGCCUGGGCCCUGCCUUGUGUGCCUCGCACCGCGACCGACCCUCGGGGUUUUUCUCUCUCUCUCUCUCUCUCUCUCUUCCUCCUCCUCUUUGUAUUCGCACUCGGAUGUGCGGGCUUAGGCCAUUUUAUCAAUCCCUUCCGCGGAAUUUCUGGUGCGGUUUGUACUCACUUGGAGCGCGGUUAAGUGGGACUCUGCGGAGGUUUUGGGGCUAGCGUUGCUGUUGGAAAAUGAGCGCAAUUUAGGGUUGUUUAACUGUUCGCCUUGCGGCCGAGCUUUGGUGUUAUGUUGUAUUGGAUAUGGCAUUUUGUUGUGCGUCGUGUCCUCAUUUGGAAAAGUGAGGAUCUUUCAUUGUUCCGGUUCUAGGGUUUUAGGUGGUCGUACCGCGGGGUGGUCCGUUUCGGGGCAGCAAGGAGGAUGGUGUGUCGUACGAGACAGUGAUUUGGAACUAAGGGGCAUUGGAGAGGUGUGCGUAGUAUCUGAAGGAGGAAUAUCGGGGCAGCAUGGACCCCAAAGCGCUCUUGGAUGAGCUCAUGGGAAAGGACCGAGACCUUCCAUUGGAUCAGCAGAAGAAGAAGCGGCUACAGUUCGACGAUCCUCAGGUUUGUCACUAUCAUCUGGUGGCUUUCUGUCCUCACGACCUAUUCCCUAACACGAAGAGUGAUUUGGGCGCAUGCGAAAAGCUGCAUGAUGAUGCUCUUCGAGCAGACUUUUUGAAGUCCAACAAAGUUGCUCAAUAUGAGGCAGAGUUUUUAGGUUACCUGGAGCGUUUGAUAUCUGACUUGGAGAGGAAGAUUAAAAGGUGCCACGAGCGGCUUGAUAAAGAAAUGCCUUUAACAGAUCAUGCUCGGGCAAAUAGUGAUCGUAUAUCAGCUAUCGCAAUGGAGGUGCAAUCCUUGCUAAAGCAAGCUGAAAAGGAGGGAGAAGACGGCCAAGUAGAUCAAGCUCAAGCUACCAUGAGCAAGGUGGAGAACCUCAACAAGGAGAAAGAUCAACUGGUGCGGGCAGUUAUGCCCGAGUUUGGUAGUAUACUUGAGAAAGAGAAGCGCAUGCAAGUUUGUGAAGUGUGUGGGGCAAUGCAAGCAUCUACAGAUACUGAAAAACGACUCGCUAGUCAUUUGGAAGGAAAACAACAUCUGGGAUACUUUAGGAUCAGACAAACUGCUGCAGAGCUUCGUAAGAAGAAAGAAGAAGAACGAGAAUCCCGUAGGCGAGAUCGGGAAACUGCAGAAAAACCUCUGGAGAGUGAUGGAAAGUAUAAAGUGGAAGACGUUGCUGUGGACGAUUCUAAAGACCCUGACAAGGUGCUCAAUGCUAUCGGAGCUGCUAAUGGAUCUCGUCCUGACCACAGAGAACGAGAUAGACGUGAGCGCAGCCGAAGCAAAGAGAAAUACCGACGCAGAAGCCGCAGUCCUGAACGUGGUCGGGAUCGAGAGUCAGAACGAGAUACCAAGGACCGCGAGAAAGACAGAUAUAGAGAUCGUGAUAGAGAUAGAAAUCGCGACCAUUAUGGUAGCAGGGACAGGGACCGUGAGCGUGACCGAGAUGGGCGUAGGGAGAGAGAGAGAGGUAGAGGUAGUGACUACGACAGGUAUAGAGAACGUGAUAGUCGAAGACGAAGCAGAAGUCGGGACCGCAAAUGAUAGCUGUGCUAGAUUUAUUGCAACAUUUGUUUUUCAUGUAUGUUUGAUCUGUAUGCUCGACUGUGUGAACUAUCACAGGUGACUACUCAGCAAAGUGGGUACCAUGAUGCUAUAUGUUAGGAGACUAGUUUGCUCUGCUGCUUUUUCGAGCAUAGGGGGUUGCUUGUCCGAUGUUAGUUUUGGGCAUUUCAAGGUUGCAGCACGGACUUGUUCUUCUAGCUGUCAAUGCCACGAACGAAUGUUGGGAAUCAAUUGUUGGGAACAAAUAUUUUGUAAUUGAUUCAUGAAUAAUUGUUGGGAAUCAAAUGUUGGGAAACAAAAUUUUAUUGUUGGGAA